AUGGGAACCGUAAUAAGUAGGGACACAAGAAGGAUAAGCUUUGAAAAUUCUUUAGCUUUAAAUCCAGCAGUAUUAGUUGAAAAAUCUAUAGAAGAUCAAAAUACUCUUAUGUUGAAUGACAUAGAAAGUGAAUCUGAUGAACUAACUUUUGAAGAAAAAGUUCCAUGUAAAGAACUGCAGGAUGAUGAACUUAAAUAUUGGUCAGGUAGAAUAGAAAGUCUCAAAAACGAACACCAAAUAAUCGCAAAAAUUAUUGAGGAAGAAUAUGAAAAAACCAUCGACAAUACAAUUAAAUUAAAUGAACAACGAAAAAUAACUCAGGACCAUAUUAAAAAAAUUAAACCAUGUUAUGCUUGGCGAGCUAAGAUGUUGCAAUGCUACGAAAACAAUCCUCAUCAGUCUCUCGUGUGUUCGCCAGUGGUGCAAGAGUUUAAUGAAUACGUAGAGUCUUGUAGAGUUGCUGAA
Messenger RNA from Iphiclides podalirius (scarce swallowtail), 465 nucleotides. The record is from the annotation of a GenBank genome assembly. Lineage: Eukaryota; Metazoa; Arthropoda; Insecta; Lepidoptera; Papilionidae.